Anolis sagrei ordinatus is the source of this 2992-nucleotide messenger RNA. RefSeq names its product family with sequence similarity 149 member B1 (gene FAM149B1). The record is from RefSeq and is a predicted model, not a curated record. Gene Ontology annotation, biological process: cilium assembly; protein localization to cilium. NCBI's taxonomy places the organism in Eukaryota, Metazoa, Chordata, Lepidosauria, Squamata, Anolidae.
GGCCAGGGGCCGACCUGGGCCGCGAUGAGGCGCUGAAGGAGGAUGAUCUCGCGAUAUACGCGGAAGCCGGUGCCCCCCGACGCCCUGGGCAUCCGAGGACUUUCCAAGAAUACCUUAGAACAUCAUCCUCUGCCAGACUCAUUGGAUGACAGUUAUCCAUCCACUGAAAGCCAGGAAGACUUUUCCAGUGAGUCUGAAAGUGCAAAAGCUUCAAACUACCAAUCUGUCACUUCAGUGGAUGAUGAGAACUCAUGGUCAGCUGGUCAGAGCUUCACAGGCAUCUCUACCGAAGACAGCUCAGUUUUUUCAUGGGGCUAUGAUGAAUUUGAUAAAGCAGCUACACGGCAGGUCCAGCAGAUAUUUAGACACAUUGACGAGCUCUUGUAUGAACAAAAAACAAGUGUGUUUGUUGAAGGCCUAGAGGAAGAGUGCCAACAAUGGAUGUCAAGCUUCCCCCAUCUCAGGAUUGUAGGAAAACAAGUAGUGAUCCCCACAGAUGAAGGCUAUAGGUGGUAUUCUAGUUCAGCUUGCAGUACCUUGGAGUCAUCCGACAUGAGCCCAAUGCAAGAGAAAGAUCCUAGUGAGUUUAGCAUUCUGGGUAAAAAGGUUCCUCUCUCUGUUGCUUCUACUGAAGAAGAAGAAGAAAAUGUUUCACAACCUCCCAAAUCAUGUUUGUUGGAGAACGAAGAAGAUGGAGUGAUCAUCUCUGAGGGCAUAAUGGAGGAAUAUUUAGCAUUUGACUGCAGAGAAGUGGAGGAGGAGUUGCAUGAAUGGAAGAUGGGCCUUUCACCUGACAGGCGGAAGCUAGGUUUCCCUCCUAUCUCACCAUCAUACUGCAUGAGGGAUGCUGUUCUUUCCUAUGUGUUCGAUGACGUGUGGAGUGAAGUACUGGGAUACAUGGAACAGCUGAUCUGUAGACACUGGGAAGGGCCAGUCUCAGAUGAUGAGAAGAAUGUCCUAACUGUAGAAACAAGUCGAACAGAUUCAGGAAGUCCGUUUAUGCAGUUUGAGCCUUUGCCAUUGUUGUUACCUCGAAUGCCACAAAACAAGAUGCCCUCUAUAACUUCAAAUGUGUACUCAAAACGCAGAUGUGGUCACAAAACAAAAAAGAAGAGAAAAACACCUGAAGUACAGCCUUCUCAAGGAACGAGUGGCGGACCACAACGUAAUUUGAAUGGGUUGAUGGUGAUUCAUGGGAUCCCUUUACACCAAAGGAACUUUCCUGUGAUGGACAAAAUCUUAGACUUGGAUGACAGGUUGCUUAUGAGACCAGGCUCCAGUUCUAUCCUCUCCACCAGAGCGCGGCCAAAUCGCCCUCCUGAACUCAGUGCAUCUUCUCUGUCCUAUUCUGCACAGUCUGCUAGAAGGCGCAACCCACCACCACGUACCCUGCAUCCCAUCAACCCCAGCCAUUCUCGCUCAGGGACACCAAGGCCUAUGGACGAAGUUAUCAGAGGAACACGGCGCUCUGCUGCAAAUGAGCAAUUGUCUUCACCUUCCCCGAUACCACUGAGUAGAAACAACCUCCUGCCUCCGAUUAGUGCUGUAGAUGCGACAGAACAUACGGGAUCCCAAAAACAAAUGAAAUCCCGGGGAAAUGCUAGCAGGGCUCGCAGUGCGAUAGCAGAUGAAAUCAACCAUCAACCAGUGCAUGAGAGGUUUUUAUUACCUGAUAGUUUCUCCAGGCCCAACACAUCCCAUGCAUUUUGGCCAGAUUCACAGUACCGUCGUUCUUGCACUGUUAUUGAUUAUGCUAAUCAACCGCGAAAUAGCAAAGGAUCUGCCGGCACAGAUUCUAUUAAUGUAGGAGUGCUGGGAAUCAGUUUAGGGAUAUCUAGCUCUUCCUAUAUUAACUCUUUCCACCACCAGCCUCUUGGUCAUUUUCUUAAUGAGGAUGAGGAGGACAAAGAAGAUCAACCUCCAUUGGUAGGUCUUCAGUUGCAUGGUUCUGUGCGAACUCACAGCCGAGGUGGAUCCAGAAGCAGACAAGGUCUGUAGCAUGUUGAGGAGCAGCUGUCCCAUCUCCAAGAUGAGGGGGCAUCUCCAGAAGCUUUUGAAAUCAGUAUUCCGCUGUAGCAAUACGAAACCUGUUUACAGAAGAACUCCAAACCUUUCUUACAAGUCGUCUUUUUGUAUAAACUCAACUGCCAAAGAUUACUACAGUUGUGUGGGAAUUUUGAUUCCUAUGCUGUUCUGAGGGAUAUUGAAAGCUUGUGUUGUAGAAACCUAAACCCAACAUUCCUGUUGGUCAAGAGUGACUGGCUUAAUAGCAGUAAUACUAUUGUAUUGUAAAUGACUUGCCAAUUAGUGGAACAUAAUGGCAAUAUAUUAUUUAGCAAUACUAGAUUACUCCUUGGACCAACUUCUGUUAUUUGCUCUACUAGUAUGAGGAGACAUCAGGACCAGUUGAUCCCGUGCUUCAGAAAAGGUUCGGAAUCUGAUGUCUGAAAGGUGGCCAAGAUUUAAAGCUUACAGAAUCCUUGUUUUUAUUUUAUUUAAAUAUAGGUGUCCAUCAUUCCUAAUGACAUCGAUAUUCCUAAUAUUAAACUGCAAGGAUUACUACAGUUGUGUCUAUUAUGACUCUACUUCCAGUACUUACUUUCUCUUGUUUUAUGUAGAGCAAAAAGUUUGGUAAAAAAUUACAAGAAACUGUUUCUGUUCACCUCUCAAUUGGAGCGUUCCUGCACUUUGGAGAAACGUCUUACACGUUGUAGGCAUUGUGCCUGGUGAGAGGUGUUAAGAAAUAGUUAGUAAAAGCAUAGCCUACAAUGAAUAUUCAUUUAACGUCAAUAACUCUGCAGAUUAACUCUAGGUCUUACUAGUCCAAGUGAGUGCCAGACUGCAAAUCUUUCAAGAGAUGUAAUUUGAAGAUAGCUUUGCAUUAUAUUCUAGAUACCAUGUGAAAGUUGUAAAUGCCAGAAUGAGAAAAGGGUUUAUUAAAUUGUAAUAUGGAAUAACUUUUGUAUGCAAAUAAAAAAUAUUUUCUAAGUUG